This is a messenger RNA of Styela clava, 1685 nucleotides long. RefSeq names its product lysosomal acid glucosylceramidase-like. NCBI's taxonomy places the organism in Eukaryota, Metazoa, Chordata, Ascidiacea, Stolidobranchia, Styelidae. Gene Ontology annotation, biological process: glucosylceramide catabolic process. Gene Ontology annotation, molecular function: glucosylceramidase activity. The record is from RefSeq and is a predicted model, not a curated record.
GAUAGGAAGACGAUAUUUUAGUGUGGAGGUCAACGAUAAUAGAUGCGAAGAAUGAAGUCAGUCGUGGGAUAUAGCUUAAUAUUGAGCAGCAUUGUGAUUGCAGGAGUUGUUUCGUUGCUGCUUGUAUUGUUGAUGCCUUCAUCUAUUCCACAACAACGUCGAACAUGUGAGCCGAAAUAUUUUGAUCAAGAUCGUAUGGUUUGUGUAUGUAACUCAACAUAUUGCGAUACACUCGAUCCGCUUCCAGAUUCAUAUCCUGAAGGAUAUAUAUUUAUUUAUACAUCGAGUCAGAGUGGACUUCGUUUCAACGAGACAUCGUAUCAAUUUCGCUCUCUAUCGCAAAGUGAUGUAGCUUCAAUAACAGUCAAUUCUGGUAAACGGUUGCAGACAAUUAAAGGCUUCGGCGGUGCAUUCACGGAUGCUGCUGGAAUAAAUAUUGCAAGCUUACCUCAACAGGCUCAAGAGAAUUUAUUGAGGUCAUAUUUUUCACCAGAGGGUAUCGAAUAUAACAUGGGUCGAAUUCCUAUAGCAAGUUGUGAUUUUUCAACUCGAGGAUACACGUACAAUGAUUUCGAGAAUGAUUUCGCCCUAACAAAUUUUUCGUUAGCAAGUGAAGAUUUUGUUUACAAAAUACCAUACAUAAAGAAGGCCGUGGCAAUGAACAAAAGAAAAAUGUCUUUUUAUGCCAGCCCUUGGACAGCACCCGCUUGGAUGAAAACAAACAAUGACCUUAUCGGAAAGGGAAGUUUGAAAGGGGAACCAGGUGGACCAUACUAUCACACUUGGGCUCUGUAUUUUGCAAGAUUUAUAGAAGAAUAUACAAAGAACGGUGUAGACAUCUGGGGAUUAACAGCGCAAAAUGAACCAAGUGCUGGGAAUAUUCAGAAUUUUCCAUUUCAGUGCAUGGGAUUCAGUGAUAUUCAGCAGAGAGACUUCAUAAAACUAGAUUUGGGUCCAACACUAGAAAACCGAGGUCACGGCGACGUAACACUGAUGAUAAUGGAUGAUCAAAGAUUGUUGUUACCGGAAUGGCCAAAGGUUGUCCUGAAUGAUUCAGUCGUGAACGACUAUGUUGACGGAAUAGCAAUUCAUUGGUAUAUGGAUUUCAUGGUGCCACCACAACGACUAACGGAAACCCAUGAAUUGUUUCCUGAUAAAUUUAUGCUUGCAUCGGAGGCAUGUGCAGGGGCAAAUCCUUUAGCAAAUAAAGGAGUGGUGAUGGGCAGUUGGGAACGUGGCGAACGCUACAGUGACGAUAUUAUUGAGGAUAUAACAAACUACGUGAGUGGUUGGGUGGACUGGAACAUUGCUCUUGAUAUGAGAGGGGGACCAAACUGGGUGAGAAACUUCGUUGAUUCUCCAAUCAUCGUCAACAAAGAAUCCUACGAGUUUUACAAACAGCCCAUGUUUUAUCACAUGGGUCAUUUCAGCAAAUUCGUCCCCGAAGGCUCAGUAAGGAUUGAAAGCUUGGCGAAUCAACUUCCAUUUAAUGUCAAACAUGUUGCGUUUUUGAAUCCAAAUACUAACCAAAUAUCGUUAGUCGUUUUAAACAAGUCAGAGAACGAUAUCACCAUUACAGUUCGAGACUCGGCUUCUGGAGAAGUAGAAGACGUUUUGGAGAAAAGAUCUAUCAAAACAUAUGUUUGGUCACUUUAUGUAUGAAUUCAAUAAUAAAAAAUACUUGG